AUGCGUGCUUUCAUCGCCUUUCUCCUCGUGGCUGUGGCCAGUGCCAACUUGGCCCCGCUCUUGACACACAUCGAGCCUAUCCCAGGAAAGUACAUCAUUAAAUUGAAGGAUGGAAUCAACGUCGAUGAGAUCAGCGCUACUGUCCGUCUCUCAGGUGGCCGUGUCCGCAACAUCUACAGACACGCUCUCAACGGAUUCGCCGCCGAUCUCUCAGACCGAGUGCUCGAUGCUGUCCGCACUCUGGAUGCUGUAGAGUACGUAGAACAGGAAGGUGUAUACCGUGCCACAGCAGUCGAAUCCUGGGGUCUGGACCGUAUCGACCAAGCCAGUCUGCCACUCAAUGACCAAUAUAACCCAUCCGGGACCGGUUCUGGAUGGAGCGUGUACGUUAUCGAUACUGGUGUAAUGGCAUCCCACAACGAUUUUGUCGCAAGGCGUACAUCUCAACUUGUAAACUAUGCCGGUGACGGUGAAGACGAAGACUGCAACGGACACGGAACCCAUUGUGCCGGGACAGUCGGCUCCCAAACAUAUGGUGUGGCCACAGGAGUCAAUAUCUAUGGAGUCAAGGUUCUGAACUGCGCAGGUUCUGGCUCCACCGCCGGAGUCAUUGCAGGAGUCGAAUAUGUACAGGCAAACGCUCCUGGCAAUUCUGUGGCAUCUAUGUCUCUUGGAGGAGGCCCAUCAAGCUCUCUGGAUGAUGCUGUCAACAGCUUGGUCAGCUCAGGAGUUCCCUGCGCAGUGGCUGCCGGUAAUAGCGAUAUCAAUGCUUGCUUUGCUUCUCCAGCCCGUGCUACCUCGGCCACCACUGUAGGAUCAACCAACAGAUUAGACUCACGUUCCUCCUUCUCUAACUGGGGAACCUGUGUGGACAUCUUUGCCCCAGGUACAUCCAUUACCUCCACGUGGAUCGGUAGUGAUAGUGCUACCAACACCAUCAGUGGGACCUCCAUGGCCUGCCCCCACGUCGCUGGUGCCCUCGCCCUCUACGGCAAAAGCACUGACGGUGAUUUGAUUGCCGCUGGUACACAGAACGCCCUCAGCGACGUCGGAACUGGGUCUCCAAACAUUCUCCUUCGCGUAUAGGUGAUGAAACCGACCGAUCCUGAAACCUACACAACGAGGAUCUAACAGAAAACGUGAACCGUAGAACGAAAAAAAAAAUCGUGACAAUAUUAAUUAAUUAGGUUAGUUUUUAAGUGUCUAAGGCAGUUUUUGACCAGUCGCUUCAACAUCACACACUUGGAAAUGAAUUUCAGAACAAUGACUCACAAUAAAAAUUUGUAUAAUUUCAAUGAAUUUCAUUUAAUGGGACAUAAUCCUAACUGGUAGUGUUGUAUUCUUAUAAGACACAUUAGACACGAGAUCUUUUAAUGUUUCAAUAAAUUUCAAUCAAAAGCAUUA
Molecule: messenger RNA, 1404 nt
Organism: Strongylocentrotus purpuratus (purple sea urchin)
Lineage: Eukaryota; Metazoa; Echinodermata; Echinoidea; Camarodonta; Strongylocentrotidae
Product: aqualysin-1-like
Exons: 9
Coding region: 1-1086 (361 amino acids)
Biological process (GO): proteolysis
Molecular function (GO): serine-type endopeptidase activity
Source: RefSeq, a predicted model, not a curated record